UUACACUCUCUCUGCACUCCAAAAUCUCUUUAUACUUCACUUUCAUUAAACAAUACUUUGAAAUUUUGACUAAACAAAUCAUUGAAUCCACCAGCAACAAAAAAGACUCUACUAGCAGCAGUGUAGCAAUCAGCAACAAAGAACCAGCCUGCCUCUCAGCUUUUCUUUGCUUUAGUUCUCUCUCACACACAUAGACACACACAACUACUGAGUAAGUGAUUGACAAACUCUUUAAUGCCCCCACCAGUCUCCUCUUCUAAACUGUCCUUCCCCUUUUAUGUUUUUAACCAAACAUCAGAAGUAUCUCUCUUUCUCUUUAGCCCUUGUGGGUGAUUGCUUUCUGGUUAAAGAUGCUACUUCACACACAUUCUUGCUUAACACCCUUUUUCUUUCUCUCCAUCUCCAACCUCUGAGAAUGUUUCUCUUAUGCUCUUUACCCUUCCUAAUAUUCACCCAUUUUCACUGAAUCUUUUCUUUUAAGCUUUAUGUUUGUUGUACUUUGUUUUGUUUUCUUUGUUGUAUAUGCAAUUUGCAUUCCGUUUCCUGACACCGUCUUGGCAUUUCUUUCUGUUGUUUCUUGAAAAGAAAAUGUUGUUGCACAUAUUAACUGUUUUGUCCUUAGCUCUGUUUGUGGUGGAGUGUUUGGACCCGGCAUUCAAUGAUGAUGUUAUGGGUUUAAUUGUUUUCAAAGCUGGAUUCACUGAUCCUAAAUCAAACCUUGCAUCUUGGACAGAAGAUGAUGCUACUCCUUGUAAUUGGGUGGGGAUAAAAUGUUAUCCUCAAUCUAAUAGAGUUUCUGAGAUUUUACUUGAUAAUUUCUCUCUUUCUGGACAUAUAGGUAGAAGCCUAUUGAGGUUACAAUUCUUGAGAGUUUUAUCUUUGUCUAACAAUAACUUUACUGGCAAUAUCAAUCCCAUUCUAUCCCAAAUACCUGGCUUGAGGGUUAUUGAUUUGAGUCACAACAGUUUGUCUGGAUCAAUCCCUGAUGAAUUCUUUCAACAAUGUGCCUCUCUGCAAUCUGUUUCCUUUGCCAACAAUAAUCUCACUGGACAAAUCCCUCAAUCUUUACCCUCUUGCUCAACACUCCAAAGGGUUAACUUCUCAUCCAACCGCCUUUCCGGUCAAUUGCCCUCAGCUUUAUGGUCCUUAAACUCUCUUCAAUCCCUUGAUGUUUCUGAUAAUUUAUUGGAGGAUGAGAUUUCUAAAGCAAUUGAGGGUUUAUAUUCUUUGAGGUCAAUUAAUUUACGCAAAAACAAGUUUACUGGUUGGCUGCCUGAAAAUAUUGGCAACUGUGUGCAGCUCAAGUCAAUUGAUCUCAGUGACAAUUUGCUUAGUGGGGGACUUCCUCAGUCUAUGAGAAGACUGGGUUUUUGUACCAAUAUGGAGUUAAGAUCAAAUUCAUUCAAUGGGGAGAUUCCAGAUUGGAUAGCAGAGAUGAAAAACCUCAAGGUUUUGGAUCUUUCUGCAAAUAAUCUUUCUGGUAGGAUUCCAAGUUCUAUGGGAGAUCUUUCAUUGCUAAAGGAACUCAAUCUGUCAAACAAUCAGUUCACUGGAAGCUUGCCUCGGUCCUUGAUGAAAUGCAGUGACCUUGUAGUCUUGGACGUAGGCAACAACUUCUUGACUGGUAACCUUCCUUCUUGGACCUUCAAAUUGGGAGUAGAGAGCAUUUCCCUUUCCGGGAAUAGGUUUACUGGGCAUAUAGAUUAUCCGCCGCUAUCCAUGGCGGCUUCCUAUCGAAGCGUUCAAGUUUUGGAUUUGUCUUCCAAUGCAUUAUCUGGUGAAAUACCGUCUGCCAUUUGGAAUAUCAGUAGCUUGCAGGUCUUGAAUAUUUCCAGCAACUUUUUAUCUGGUACUAUCCCAGAAGCUGUAGGUAAACUAAACGCAACUCGAAUUCUUGAUCUAAGUCGCAAUCAACUAAACGGAAGCAUUCCCAGUGAAAUUGGGAGUGCUGUUUCAUUGCUGGAACUGAAACUGAGAGAAAAUCAUUUGAGUGGUACAAUUCCUGCAGAUAUAGCAAAUUGCUCCGCUCUAAGUUCAUUGGACCUGUCACACAACAACCUCACUGGACCUAUCCCUCCAGAGAUUGCUAAGUUGACCAUUCUUGAAGUGGUAGAUUUCUCCUUUAACCAAUUUUCUGGAAGCUUGCCUAAAGAACUAACCAAUCUUUCCCACCUUGCCACAUUUAAUGUCUCCCACAACCAUCUCCAAGGUGAACUUCCAGUAGGUGGCUUCUUCAACACCAUUUCUCCCUCAUCUGUUGUUGGUAAUCCAUCCCUAUGUGGUUCUGUUCUCAACCACUCCUGUCCUGCUGUCCAUCCCAAGCCUCUUGUACUAAACCCCAAUUCAUCUGACCCGAAUCAUGCUUCUGUUACUUCGCUUGGUCAUAAGAGAAUCAUGCUCAGUAUAUCAUCUCUCAUUGCCAUUGGAGCAGCAGUUUUCAUAGCUCUUGGAGUAGUUAUUGUCUCUAUUCUCAAUCUGCAUGUGCGCUCAUCUAUGGAACUCUCUGCUGCAACUUUCACCUUAUCUGGUGGCGAUGACUUUAGCCAUUCACAUGGUACAGAAGCCAAUCUGGGCAAGCUUGUUAUGUUUUCUGGUGAUGCAGAUUUUGUUGCUGGAACUCAAGCCCUGCUCAACAAGGAUAACGAACUUGGACGUGGUGGUUUUGGAGCCGUCUACAAGACAGAACUCGGAGAUGGACGUUCUGUUUCCAUCAAGAAGCUCAACAUUACAAGUUUGAUCAAGUCCCAAGAAGAUUUUGAGAGGGAAAUGAAAAGUCUCGGAACCAUCAGGCACGAGAACCUGGUGGCACUUGAAGGUUAUUAUUGGACACCUUCUCUUCAGCUCCUGAUUAAUGAAUAUGUAUCUGGAGGCAGCUUGUACAAAUUACUCCAUGAGGAAAGUUCCAAAAGGAGUCUCUCUUGGCAGCAAAGAUUCAGCAUUAUUCUUGAUACUGCAAAAGGCUUAGCCUAUCUGCACCAGCUGAACAUAAUUCACUACAAUAUGAAGUCAACCAAUGUCAUCAUAGAUGAUGGUUGUGUCAACACGAAAGUUGGAGAUUUUGGUUUGGCUCGUUUAUUACCCAUCUUGGAUCGUUACAUCUUGAGCAGCAAGAUUCAGAGUGCACUUGGAUACAUGGCUCCUGAAUUUGCAUGCCAGACAGUGAAGAUAACUGAGAAAUGUGAUGUCUAUGGAUUUGGCAUCUUGAUUCUUGAGGUGGUGACAGGGAAAAGACCUGUGGAGUACAUGGAAGAUGACGUGAUUGUAUUAUGUGACAUGAUGCGGGGAGCACUAGAAGAAGGCAGGAUAGAAGAAUGCAUUGACGGACGGCUCCAAGGUAACUUCCCUGUUGAAGAGGCAAUUCCAGUUGUGAAACUUGGUUUAAUAUGUGCAUCUCAAGUCCCAUCAAAUCGACCAGACAUGGAAGAGGUGAUCAAAAUUUUGGAGCUAAUCCGAUGUCCAUCAGAAAGUCCAGAGGAAAUAGAGUAAUGUUAUGAGGUGUUUGUGGAAAACCAGAUUAUAGAGAGUGAGAGUCAUGUGGUGAACAGGAAUUCAGUUUGUUGUUACAUUUGGAGAAGGUCACUAUCCUCUUGUUAUUUUGUCAUAUCCAAAUAUCUAUACCAUUUGUUAAAUCAUUAUAUCUUAUUUAAAUAACUGGAUUCCUCUUCACCAGCUCCAGUUUGGGACCCUUGUUAGAUUUUGAUACACCGGCAUUGUCUUUAUGUAGUAUUGAGACAUCCAACUUGUGUCUCUGGUUGUCUUGUUCUUGUUUGAUGUUGUUGUCCAUACAAACCUGAAAAAAAAUACAUCCUUUGUAUUUUUAUAGAAGAAGACCCACAUGGAUUCCUGAUGAAAUGAAAAAAUCAAAAGUAGGCCACCAUUCAGUGGCAUUUCUUGAUCUUUAGGCAUUUCAUUUCCUUU
Molecule: messenger RNA, 3918 nt
Organism: Solanum dulcamara
Lineage: Eukaryota; Viridiplantae; Streptophyta; Magnoliopsida; Solanales; Solanaceae
Product: probable LRR receptor-like serine/threonine-protein kinase IRK
Exons: 2
Coding region: 523-3486 (987 amino acids)
Biological process (GO): protein phosphorylation
Molecular function (GO): ATP binding; protein kinase activity; receptor serine/threonine kinase binding
Source: RefSeq, a predicted model, not a curated record